This is a messenger RNA of Orcinus orca (killer whale), 695 nucleotides long. Its product is annotated as translation initiation factor IF-2-like. The transcript is spliced from 2 exons. The record is from RefSeq and is a predicted model, not a curated record. Lineage: Eukaryota; Metazoa; Chordata; Mammalia; Artiodactyla; Delphinidae. The coding region runs from base 1 to 690 and encodes 229 amino acids.
AUGGCAAAUGACACAAAGAAUAAAAAACUUGGCUGCGGGGUUGCUGGACAUCUCCAGGGUUCCAAUUCUCGGGGCGAGUGCGCGCUAGUGCGUAAGAAGGGGGCGGAGGGGGUGCGCGCUCGGAGGACGCGCCGGGGCCCCCGCCCCCUCCCGGAGCAGCAGCCUGGCACCAGCCCACCCUCCUCCACCCCUGCAAAGAGACGCAGGACGCCAAUAGAGCAACUUCUCCGCGGGGGCGGCGGCGCGAAUAGCGGUCACCCCCGCCCCGCCGCUGCACGGCCGGGGGUCUCUCCUCGGCCGGGCCCCGGGGAGGCGGGAGGGAAGGGGGAGCCCUCCGCACGCCCCGCCCCCGCACGCCUGGCCCGGGGCCGGGGUCUGCCCGGACCCCCAACCCUCCGCGCGGCCCGCAGCGGCGCACUCCCAAGGACGGCCGCCUGGCCUGAGCGCGAGGCGGAGCGGAGCGCGGCGGAGGCCGGCCCCUCGCUUCAGGCCUCAGGCCGCCGCCUGCCCUCCGCCAGGCCGCCCGCCGCCGGCCCCGCUCGGACCCCGGCCCGGCCGGGCCUCGGCACCGCCGCAUCCCCUCAUCCUGGCUUCAUUCAUAGGGGCACCGCAGCCCGGCCGGCGGUGCGGGGCCGGGGACCCGCGGACAAGACCGACCCGCCAAGGCCGGGGAGGAAAACAAAAAGUUAAGAGAA